CCUAUGUCUAACCUAUAUGUCUUCUUCGUUUUCCGGAGGGAUCCUUCUUCAAAAUGUUACGAAUAUUUGAGAGACAAAUUUUUCAUGGUAUAAGAAAUAGCAGAAAAUUGAAUACGUGGUCAAGUCUCGCCACGGCAUUUAAUUCGAACGUCGAUAAAAAUCAUUUAUUAAAUGUGUCGAAAAAAGAAACGGGGUUGUUUGGUAUUCCGGAGUUAAAGAGUGAAGAUGGUUUUCAUAUACUAAAAAAUCGUGCACUGGUGCAAGUAGAUGCUCUAAUUGAAGAAGCUACAAGCAAGGACAGGAAGAGAAAGAUGGUGGCAAUAUUUGAUGAACUGUCCGAUACACUAUGUAAGGUAGCAGAUAUGGCUGAAUUUAUUAGAAUUGCACAUCCUGAUGAAUACUAUAUAAGAGCAGCAGAGGAUGCUUGUAUAACCAUCAGUGGUGUAGUUGAAAAAUUAAAUACACAUCGGAAAUUGUACGAGUCAUUAAAACAAGUGACAAAUAAUGGUGAUAUUCAAGUGACCUCUGAUAUAGAUGAUCAUGUAGCAAAAUUAUUUUUAUUUGAUUUUGAGCAAUGUGGCAUACACUUGCCUGAGAAGCAAAGAAGAAGAGUAGUCGAACUAAAUGAUUACAUCUUGCAAAUAGGUCAGAAAUUUAUGACUGGUGCUGUUACACCAAGGGCAGUUAGUGCUAAUAUAUUACCUAAUGUUAUUAGGCAACAUUUUGUGACAGAGAAUGAUCAGAUAAUAAUACAAGGGCUUUACACUGACUCCUCUAAUACCGCCGUUCGCGAAGCAGCAUACAAAUUAUUCUUGUACCCUAAUGAAGAACAGGAGUAUCUGCUGCACGAACUUUUAAGUUCCAGACACCUGCUGGCGGAAUCUUGCGGAUUUGCAUCUUAUACUCACAGAGCUGUAAAAGGGAGCACGGUCGAAUCACCGACUGUAGUGGCAGAAUUUCUCAAUAUACUGAACGAAAAUGUGCGGUCUACAGCAGCACAAGAUUUUCAAGAGAUGCAAAAGAUGAAAGAUGCCGAGACAUCUGUGAAACAAGAACUAAUGCUGUGGGAUACCGCCUACUUCAUGGUAAAAGCAAAAAAGACUUGGUUGAAUACUUCCUCCACGGAAUUCGCUCCAUACUUUUCCAUCGGUACUUGCAUGGAGGGCAUAAAUAUUCUUACGCAAUCGUUGUACGGAGUCAGGCUCGAGUCCGUCCCAGUGUUAACCGGAGAAGUAUGGGCCAGUAACGUUCAAAAGCUAGCUGUGAUAGACGACGAUGAGGGAACGCUGGGUUACAUUUAUUGCGACUUCUACGAGAGAGCGGGGAAACCGAAUCAGGAUUGCCACUUCACGAUCCAAGGCGGAAAGCAACUACCGGACGGUUCCUAUCAGAAUCCCAUAGUUGUACUUAUGCUGUCACUGCCGCAUCCACGCUGGUCGAAUCCGUGUCUGCUGAGUCCGUCGUCUGUGGACAAUCUGUUUCACGAAAUGGGCCACGCGUUGCAUUCCAUGCUCGGUCGGACGAAGUAUCAGCAUGUGACGGGCACCAGAUGCAGCACAGACUUCGCGGAAGUACCAAGCGUGCUGAUGGAGUACUUCGCAAGCGACCCCAGAGUUGUAUCGAGAUUCGCGAGGCACUUUCAGACUCAAAAGCCAAUGCCGGAUGAUCUGCUACACAAGCUGUGCGCCUCGAAGAACAUCUUCUGCGCAUCCGAAUUACAAAAUCAGGUGUUCUAUAGUAUGCUGGAUCAGGUAUAUCACAGCGGUAGGCUGACAAAGUCCACCACGGAAAUUUUAGCGGAUGUACAGCGAGAAUAUUACGGUUUACCAUACGUACAGAAUACGGCAUGGCAGCUGAGAUUUUCUCACUUAGUUGGCUACGGUGCAAAGUAUUAUUCCUAUUUAAUCUCUCGUGCGAUUGCCGCUUGGAUAUGGCAGACUUAUUUCCACAAUGACCCAUUCUGUCGAUCAGCGGGUGAUCGUUACCGAAGAGAGUGCUUGAUGCACGGAGGUGGUAAACCGGCGUCGCAAUUAGUCUCGGAUUUCCUGACCAAGGAAGCUAACGCUAGCACAUUUGCAAAAUCACUGCUCAAUGAGAUCGAUAUGAAAAAUUCACGCGUACAAAUGUUAAAAUAACGAAAUGCGGUGUAAAUUUUUCCUAAAUUGUACAAACCAAUGGCAGUUCACAUGCUGCUUCACACGAGUCGUGUUCCACACAACUUUGUAUAAUAAAUCUUUGAAAGGAGAGCGAUAUUUAUUUUUACAUAUAGAGGAGCAGAUUUAAAGCUCGUGAAGAAGUCAGUUACUGGAAAAUAAUACGCUCCGUACAAAUUUUCUUUGCAUCCUUCCUUGGAAAUCAAAUUCCCAUGUUGCGACGAUGUACAAUACAGACACGAUAAACAAUCACCGCGUCUCAUUACUCUCGCUAAACAGCACUGAAUUCCUCUCGUUUUUUCGUUUGAUUGUAUUUUAUUACAAGUACAGAACCUUAUUCUCUAUGUACAAUUUUGGAUAGACCUAUGAGUUAUUACAAAAAGAUAAGGUUUGUAGUGUUAUACACAAACGAAACGCAGUAUAAGGUAAAGUAAUUCACGUAAGAAGAUAUUAAUUUAUAUAAUCUAACUCUUUUAUACUUCCUGAGGUUACCCUAAGUCUGUACAUGGCAACGUAAAACUACGAUCAUUUCCCGCUACAAAGGAGCGUGAUAUCUCGCUGGCAG
Molecule: messenger RNA, 2718 nt
Organism: Harpegnathos saltator (Jerdon's jumping ant)
Lineage: Eukaryota; Metazoa; Arthropoda; Insecta; Hymenoptera; Formicidae
Product: mitochondrial intermediate peptidase
Exons: 10
Coding region: 54-2135 (693 amino acids)
Biological process (GO): peptide metabolic process
Cellular component (GO): mitochondrion
Molecular function (GO): metalloendopeptidase activity
Source: RefSeq, a predicted model, not a curated record